This is a messenger RNA of Mus musculus (house mouse), 6502 nucleotides long. It is a transcript of the gene Zfp526, whose product is annotated as zinc finger protein 526. The record is from RefSeq and is a predicted model, not a curated record. Bases 461 to 2584 code for a protein of 707 amino acids. Gene Ontology annotation, cellular component: nucleus. The transcript is spliced from 3 exons. NCBI's taxonomy places the organism in Eukaryota, Metazoa, Chordata, Mammalia, Rodentia, Muridae.
UGGCACCUUCUCUAUUAUUACGCCUGCGUCACCUCGCUCCUCCUCUUUCGCCCAACUCGCGCAGGAGAUGCGAUUCCAGUCCACUUUGCACGUAAGCAAAAACUGAGGCGGCGCAGGAAAAGUACAAGUGUGUCUGGCUUUUUAGUUACGCUGUCAGAAACGCUCAGUCUCUUCUGCUACGAGAUAACACCUGUCAAAGUCUCGCACCGCCACGUUCAUUUGUGCGACCUCGCUCUAUAAGGAUGCACACUUUUCUCCGCUGAAUUUUCAAACAGCAGGAAAGGAGCGGCCCCGGAGAACUGCGCAGGCGCCUCUCCUGGUCCCGGACACCGCCUCCAGGGCACUGGUGUCUGCGUGGAGAAACUCGCGGAGCCCCGCCUGACUCCCAACACGCAGGCGCGAGGGCGCGUGCCCUGCGCUACCAGCUCUGAUUGGCUGCCUCUCCUGAGAGCACCGCCCAAUGGGAGGCGUGGAUAGUGAAGGGUCCUACACUACUGGAGUGGAGGGUCUGUGUCAAGAGCGGCAGGGGCUGCUUGGAGGCACUGCCUUCCCCAUAAUGGCAGAGAUGGUGGCAGAGGCAGCUGAGAUACCAACACAAUCAUCAGGAGCAGUGGAAAUCUCAACGGCUGUGUCAGGAGAGCUGGCAGAGAUGGCGACAGCAGUGACUGAGAUGACCUCUGGAGAGGCCCUUGCCUCGUCCCUCUUCUUCCAGCACCACCAGUUCAUGUGCUCGGAGUGUGGCAGCCUCUACAACACCCUGGAGGAAGUCCUCUCCCACCAGGAACAACACCUGCUCACCAUGUCAGAGGAGGAGACUCUGACCACCCAGGAUGCAGGCCUGGAGCCUGAGCUAGUGCCUAGCACUGGGGAAGGACCCUUCCAGUGUGGUGAAUGCAGCCAGCUCAUCCUCUCUCCCAGCGAGCUCCUUGCCCACCAGGAUGCCCACCUGCAGGAGUCUGCAAGCCAGAUCCAGUACCAGUGUGGAGACUGCCAAGAGCUCUUCCCUUCACCUGAGCUGUGGGUAGCUCAUCGCAAAACUCAGCACCUUUCCAGUGCAGCGGACGAGCCACCGUCUCCUUUGCCUCCCCCAACACCCCCACCACCACCACCACCACCACCACCACCACCACCACCAGAAGUCAAGAUGGAACCCUACGAGUGCCCUGAGUGUUCCACCCUCUGUGCCACCCCUGAGGAGUUCUUGGAGCAUCAGGGCACCCACUUUGACUCCCUGGAGAAAGAAGAGCACAAUGGGUUAGAAGAGGAGGAGGAAGAUGAGGAAGAAGGGGAGGAGGAGGAAGACGACGAUGAUGAAGAGACUGAUGAGGAGGAAGCAUCCUCAGAACUCACUGCUGAUGACACGGGAAGCAACAAGUCCACGGCUGACUCUGCUCAGAGUUGUGGGGAUUGUCCACAGCACUGUACCUCUUCAGGGGCACGCCACAAACACCGAAGGGCAUCUCACGGCCCAGCCUCAGCCACCCAUGCCUUCCACUGCAGCCAGUGUCAGCGCAGCUUCAGCUCAGCGAACCGGCUGGUGGCUCACGGCCGGGCCCACGUGGGUGGCACCCAUGAGUGUACCACUUGCUCUAAGGUCUUCAAGAAGGCGGCCUCUCUGGAGCAGCACCAGCGGCUGCACCGUGGGGAAGCCCGCUAUCUCUGUGUGGACUGUGGCCGUGGCUUUGGCACUGAGCUCACACUUGUGGCCCAUAGACGGGCCCAUACUGCCAACCCACUGCACCGCUGUCGCUGUGGCAAGACCUUCAGCAACAUGACCAAGUUCCUGUACCACCGACGAACUCACACUGGGAAAAGCGGAACCCCCACCAGGGUAGCAACUGUCUCCCCAGCUCCAGCUGAGCCCACGCCCCCACCCCUGCCCCCACCUGCCCAGCUGCCCUGUCCACAAUGCCCCAAGUCCUUCGCCUCAGCCUCCAGGCUGUCCAGGCACCGGCGCGCGGUGCACGGCCCCCCUGAACGCCGACACAGGUGUGGGGUCUGCGGCAAGGGCUUCAAGAAGCUCGUCCAUGUGCGCAACCAUCUGCGGACACACACGGGUGAGAGGCCCUUCCAGUGUCACUCCUGCGGCAAGACCUUCGCUUCUUUAGCCAACCUCAGCCGCCACCAGCUGACCCACACAGGAGUGCGUCCCUACCAAUGCCUGGACUGUGGCAAGCGCUUUACACAGAGCUCCAACCUGCAGCAGCAUCGGCGGCUACACCUUCGGCCUGUGGCCUUUGCACGUGCCCCUCGCCUUCCCAUCACGGGUCUCUACAACAAGAGCCCCUACUACUGUGGGACCUGCGGCCGCUGGUUCCGCGCCAUGGCAGGCCUUCGGCUGCAUCAGAGGGUCCAUGCCCGAGCAAGGAGUUUGACCCUGCAGCCUCCCAGAUCACCCUCUCCGGUCCCACCCCCACCCCCUGAACCUCAGCAGACUAUCAUGUGCACAGAGCUUGGGGAGACCAUCGCCAUCAUUGAGACAUCCCAGCCGCUGGCACUCGAGGACACACUGCAGCUAUGCCAGGCAGCACUGGGGGCCAGUGAGGCGAGCGGACUGUUGCAGUUGGAUACGGCCUUUGUCUGACACGGCGCAAGAGCAAUGAGAAAAGGGGUUUGCUUACCAGCUUGUGUCUGGGCACCUCGGGAAAAAGAGGACCCCUCUUGGCAAGCUAACCUGGCAUCCACACGUCAGGGUCCACCCUGCUGGCCUCUCCUAACUGCUGACUCCUCAGGGUUCCUCCUGUUACCUUUCCCUGCCCCAGAUGAAACUGAAGCUCUGACAAGUGAUGGGAUCUGUCUGAGUCCCUACCAACUGCAUUACAGAAUGGGGUUUGCCAAGGCUCUUUGCACGGCAUCACCCGGUGCUCAGCAACAUCAGGUAACCUUUAUUGAGCACCAAUUAUAUGCCAGGCCUGUGCCAGACACUCCCAUAUACCUCUUCAGAUCUUCUGCUUAAACCCCCCCCCAUGCCCCUCCCCGAGAACUUGGGAUGUUUGGGACUUAGCUCUACCUGGUAUAGGAAGGCACUUAGUUUCAUGAGGCUUACUUCAUUUCAGUUUUGACAGUAUGAAAUCUGUAGGUGACCCCAGUACUCAGCCCAGCCUGGGUGACCUUAAAAAACCAGGAAUGAACCAGUCACAGCUCCACACUCGGGCAUGCUCAGCCCAGUAGGGGCAACUGACUGAAUACAGACAGCUACACAGACAGUUGCCCUAUACAGACAGUGCUGCCUGUGGCUCAUUGCGCCUGUGUGCCCAAGCCUGUGUGCACAUGCCAUGCAUGGUGCGGCAGGCUAAAGGAGAAUUGGGUCUAAGGAGUCCUGGGCUGAGGUGGGGAUGUGCAGGGACAGUGGAACUGAGAAGAGACUGAGAAGUAGUGCCAGUUCCUGAAGUAAAAGUAGGAAGCUGCCAGCACAAGAGGAAAAUAACCUUUCAGGCAGGCCAUCCAGUUACAGCUGCAGCAUCAGGCAGGACAUUUCGUGUCCCUCAGGCCUGAGACGGACCUGUGUACCAUCCUGGCUGUGCAAGUAAGGACGCAGCACAGAGAAUACCCAGGGUCGCAGAAUGGGUGGAGGCACUGUGAGAUGAGAAUGUAGUUCUUAGGCCCAUCUCUAUUGUGAGUAAGACUUGACCCCUCGGUGACCACAGAGAACACUUGGUCCAUCCCUGACCCAGAGCAGUGAUGCUUGCUCACCCUGUUUCCUAACUGGUUGGAAUAAAAGGAGGAUGAGAUCAGUCCUGCAGAGCAGAAAGGUACCCCUGGGGCUGAUGUCAGCAUCUAGCAGGGCCCCAAAUCUCCCUCCCCUCAAGGAUAUGUUCCAAAAUUACUUUUUCUGCAUCAGUAAUCCAUCAGGAGGACCCUCAUUUGCUCCCUCCCAGGUCCCCUCUCUUUCUGGAACACCCUACCCACUCAUUGCUUGGCACCAUGUAGAGAUACUAUCUCCUUCUGCCUAUGGUUCUCACCAUCUGGCUCCAGCAUAUUUUAAAAGUCAAGGGAAAGAGCCAGGCAGAGUGGCACAAGUCUGUAAUUGCAGUGUUUGGGAUCCUAAGGCAAGAUGAUCUUGAGUUCCAGGAAAGCCUGAGCUAUGCUGGAAGACCAGCUCAAAACCAGAGAGAGAAAGAGAGAAAAGAGCUAAACCCUGAACCUCCACCUUCCUUCCCACUAAGAAGGUAAGAGAAGUGAAGCAAGUGGGCGCCAUGCUUCAGACAGGGCAGCUUACACCUUGGGAGUCUGCCCAUCUGCAUACAUAGCCAUCCCACUAAGUCUACAGGCAGUUAGACACUGGACCCAAGAGGCUCAUCAGCCAGGCUCACUCACUCAGUACCCAGGAUGCUAACACAGAGUUUGUGCCAGGAAGUGGGCAGAGUCCACACCUGUGGUAGUCAAGCAUUAAGUGGCACAAGGGUUUCUGGCCUCUCAGUAUCCCCCUGCUUCAAGUGGAACUGAUUCCAAACCCUGAACCCCUCACUCUGUAGACACAGGCAGCCAGACAGGGAGAAGGGUUUCAUGCCAAUAAUUUAUUGAACAGAGGUCUGUACACAGGCAAACCUUACUGUGGAAACUAAGACACCAGGGACUCUCUCUACUCCCCUCCUUCCAGGAUGGGGAGAGGGAGGAAGCCUUGGGAGCAGAGGACAAGAAGGGGUACAGCUGGGGGGGGCAAGUUGAAUGGUGUGAAUUGACGUUUUCUUUAAGAAAAAAUUAUAACAAUCUAUUUACACCCAGGGGGCCAGGGAAGGGAAGACGAGAGAUGGGCUGGGCUGGUUCUAUUUACAAGGGACCUGGGAGAGGGGGGGAGGGAAGGAGUGGUAGCCUGGGGGAGGGGAGGGGACCAAGGGGGUAGAAGGUCCUCACACCCCCAAACCCCGUCCUUCCUUUUCUCCCCUCCCCUACAAACAGUUAAAAUCCUCUUUAAAAAGCCCACCACAGAGGUUAGGCUGCUGAGGGAGGCCUAGAUGCUGGGGGUAGUUCAUUUACCUCUGCCCUCUAGUCUAGGGGCCCAGCCAGGGCAGGAGCUUGAUGGGCUGUGGCCCCCUUCCCAGCGCCACUUGGGCCUUCCCAGAUGGACGUGGAGGGGUAGUCGGUGGGGCCCUCAGGAAGAGCUAGCGAGGGUAGCAGUUGUGGCAUCAGAUGGCUGCCAAUCUUGGCCAGUCUGAGCUUCAGUUAAAGCUGAAGGAAGGAGAGGAGACAGUUGGCCUUUCCAUCACACCCCACACCACAAGAGAAUAACUUGCUUCAAAACGCUAUGCAAAAAGUUGACAGCUGUCACUCUGGGUUCAGGGUUACAAACUCAGAUGCCAAAGGGCCAGCUUGACACCAAAGUGGUUUACACCGAGGAGCCAGGCUCCACGGAAGAGGAGGCAGCUGGACACUGCUCCAGCUGCUAUCAGGAGAAAGGCAGACCCAUGGCUGCCAAGCCUCAUCUUCUUCCCCCUAAGAAACAGGAGAUCUGGGGUUUUACCCAGAAUGGCCCAAUCUUCAAAUGUGGGCAACAUUUUGUUUAUUCAGACCAAAGACAUGUUUGGUCUUCAGUUGGCAUUUAAGCACAAAUGUGGGCAAUACCGCCCGGCAAAGCCGGUUGCUGACAUACUUUAAAAUAUGCCCUCUGUGCCAUCAGAUGUCAACAACUCGAAACCCACAGGAAAUAUUGGAAGCCAAGGCCAACCCUUCCUUGACCCUCAACACACACAUUCCCCAGCUUACCUUGUGAGGAUGGGUUGUAGGAAGUGGUGAGGGGAGAAGCAGGGCCUGCUGGGGACCUCAAGUGAGGAGGGAUGAGAAUGGCAUUGAGAGAUGGUUGGAUGGACAGUUCUAGAGACAGGAAUUGACAUAUUCAGUCAAGAAGAGGCAAAGCUUAUGGAAAGCCAGUUAGGGUUAGGAUGGGGCACCAAACAAGGACCCAGUUACUGGCAAGGCCAGGUAGAAGAGACUUUAGCCACAGGACUCCUAAGUGUAACAGUGGAAAGGGCACAAUGUGGAGACACCUGGCUGAGCCAGGGCCACCUUGUACUCUCUCAGCUCCCCAUUCCUGCUCAACACCAAGCCUCUCCACAUCCCCCACAUCUCCGCUGGCCCCAGGCUAUGCUCACCACCAGGACUGAAGUUGAACAGGGGGGGAAGCGGGCGGUCGUUGGGGAGCUGGGCUCCGAGUCUCCGCAGUUCAUCGAAGAAGCUGUGGGCACAAGCCUCGAGUGGGGAGAGCCUUGAGGAUGGCGUGUACUCCAGUAGGCUAGAGCAGAGUGCAAUGGCCUCAGGUGGUGUCUUUGAAGAUUUGAACACCUGUGGGUUGAUUCAGAGGUGAGAGGCGCAGUGACACUCUGUGGCAGCCUGCUUCCCAAACACCCACCUCCCUGGUAAGGAGACAGACACAGUGAGAUGGGCACUGGCUCAGGGUCCAUGACUUGUGACUCCUGGUGCAUACUUGUCACCAUACAAAUGGGAAUCUUGUAUUUACCUAUGAGUUCUCAACUUUUAAAAUUCUAUAAACUUCACAAUCACAAAA